AGGAUGCAGACAGUUUUGACGACUUGUUCAUCGAAUAUGAUUUUGACAGUGUAAUUGAGACAUACAACUGGCUCUAUGAAUAUUUUAACUACACUGAGGACAACAUCACCAUAAAUGUGGAAAACCCAUUCCAACACAAACCAGCUUGCAGCGAAGAAGGCAUGUGUGUGUCUCUGGCUGUAAUCUAUGUGGUCAUUUUCCUGCUGGGCUUUUUUGGGAACAUGCUGGUCAUUUGGAUCUCUGGCUUUAAGAUGAGGAAGACAGUGAACACCACUUGGUACCUGAGCCUUGCAAUCUCUGACUUCCUCUUCUGUGUCUUCCUGCCAUUUAACAUUGCCAACUUAGUGAUGAAAGAGUGGAUCUUCGGUCUCUUCAUGUGCAAGUUUACAUCUUCUGCAUUAUUCAUUAACAUGUUCAGCAGCAUCUUCCUCCUCGUCGUCAUAAGCGUGGACCGCUGUGUGUCUGUAAUGUUUCCAGUUUGGGCCCAAAACCACAGAUCUGUUCAAAAGGCAUCAGCUGUGGUUGUGUUUUCUUGGCUUCUUGCCAUCAGACUGAGCAUCCCCUCCAUGAUUGAUCGGGAUGUACAUGUUGGGAGUGAUGGCAGGCACACUUGCAGCAACAAUUACACCUCAAAACAAAAUCACCAGGCUGUUGCCUUUACCCGUCUCAUUGCAGGUUUUGUGGUUCCUUUUAUCAUAAUUAUCAUCUGUUAUUCCAUCAUUAUCCUCAAACUCAAAAACAACAGGAUGACAAAAUCCUCCAAACCCUUCAAAGUAAUGACAAUGCUCAUUGCUGCAUUUUUCGUCUGCUGGCUGCCGUAUCACAUUUUUGUCUUACUUGAGCUGAACCCUCAUAAGCAUGACUUCUAUAUUUUAACCUCUGGACUCCAAAUGGGCUCAAUUUUAGCAUCAGCUAACAGCUUCCUUAACCCAUUGCUCUACGUCUUCAUGGGAAACGACUUCAAGCAGAAGUUCAAGAGCUCUGUACUCUCCAAGAUGGAGAAUGCAAUGAUCGAUGAAGGCCGCACCACCAGCCGGUACCUGUCCAGGUCCAGCUCCAUGGACGGCAGAGCUUCUACACACAUUUAGAGGCAUUAGCUUACUGUUGAAGUGAUCAUUUAGUGGGUUUAAAUG
This is a messenger RNA of Cyprinodon variegatus (sheepshead minnow), 1133 nucleotides long. It is a transcript of the gene cmklr1, whose product is annotated as chemokine-like receptor 1. Bases 162 to 1088 code for a protein of 308 amino acids. Lineage: Eukaryota; Metazoa; Chordata; Actinopteri; Cyprinodontiformes; Cyprinodontidae. The transcript has a single exon. Gene Ontology annotation, molecular function: complement receptor activity; G protein-coupled receptor activity. Gene Ontology annotation, cellular component: plasma membrane. The record is from RefSeq and is a predicted model, not a curated record. Gene Ontology annotation, biological process: chemotaxis; phospholipase C-activating G protein-coupled receptor signaling pathway; positive regulation of cytosolic calcium ion concentration.